CACACACACACACACACACACCGGUCACUGCCGCUCUGUGAUUCUCUCCGCGUCUCCAGGACUUUGCGCCUCGCUCCGCCGCACUCCAGAUCUCACACACACACACACACACACACACACACACACACUCUCUCUUCUCCAGGUCAAAUUGAGAAAGAAAACAACUAAAGAACGGAGAGAGACCGAGGUGUGACGGAAGGACACGUCUGGAUACAGGCUGACCUCUGUACAAGCUCAGAGAUCAAAGGUCAUAGGUCAUGACCUCACUUUGAUCCCAGGCAUACCUUUCCAUUCCACUCUCGUGACCUCAUGUUCCACACCUUCCCCAACAAAUCCAGGACGCAGACGGCGGUCGCCAUGGAGAAGACCUAUUCACUAACAGCGCAUUACGAUGACUUUCAGGAAGUCAAGUAUGGCAGCCGCUGCAGCAGCAGCACGCUCAGUAACGGCAUGAGCUUGCAUCUGGGCGGGUCUCUAGACCGCAAUGGGCGUGGCCGGAGUGGACGGGAUAAAUGCGUGGGUGGGGCUAGUCCUGGGAGUGGAACCCCAGCUCGCUGGAGUCGCCGUGAAAUCUGCCUGCUGUCGGCGCUGGUGUUCGCGGCGGGAAUAUGCGUGAUUCUUGGCUGCAUGCUGGCACUGAAGUUUCUGUCGUUGGAAACACAGGAUUCUCAAUGUCGUCAGGACUGCGUGAAGCGACGCUCGCUGCUCCGGGCGGCACGGUUCAUCCAGGGUAACAUCGACCCGAGUGUCCAGCCCUGUCAUGACUUCUACAGCUUUGCGUGUGGAGGAUGGCUCCGGCGACACGGGAUACCGGAGGAUAAACUGAGCUACGGAAUCAUCACCGCCAUUGGAGAGCAAAACCAAGAGAAGCUGCAGCGCCUCUUACAGGCGCCGGUCCAGAGGAAAGAGCCGGGUAGCGCAGAAAGAAAGGUGAAGGAAUUUUAUCGCUCCUGUAUCAACAUUCAGGAAAUUGACCGUCUGGGGGCGGGGCCUAUGACGGAGGUGAUUGAAAGCUGCGGUGGGUGGGAUCUGUCUGGAGCUCCUCCCGGAGGGGCGGGCUGGGACAGUGGCUCCGCCCCUGUGAGGCCGGAUUUUAAUGAGAUGCUGUAUAAGACUCAGGGCGUGUACAGCACGUCUGUGUUCUUCUCUCUCACUGUCAGCGUAGACGAUAAAAACUCGUCACGCAACGCCAUACGGAUCGAUCAGGAGGGUUUGACUCUACCGGAGAGAACUCUGUAUCUGGGUCAGGAUGAGGACAGUGUGAAGAUUCUGGCAGCCUAUAAGGCGUUGAUGGAGAGAUUGCUGAGCAUGCUGGGAGCCCAUAACGCCACGCUGAAAUCUAGCGAGAUUCUGGACCUGGAGACGAGACUUGCUAACAUCACAAUGUCUGAAUUUGAUGACCAAAGAAAAGAUAUAAGUAGCAUGUACAACCGUAUAACAUUAAAACAACUCCAGAAAAUGGCUCCCAGCUUUCACUGGAAGCGUUUGUUGGAUCGGAUCUUCCAUGAUCAUUUCUCCGAGGAGGAGGAGAUCGUCGUUUUAGCCGCUGACUACAUGCAAAGAGUGUCAGACAUCAUUAAAACCACGUCUAAACGGGUUCUUCAUAACUACAUGUUGUGGCGGAUCGUGGCGGCGUUGAGCGAGCAUCUCUCCACGGCGUUCCGCAGCACCAUCCAUGAGUUCUCGCGCGAGAUCGACGGCACCGAGCGCCAGCUUGAACUGGGGCGACUCUGUCUCACUCAGGCCAACAAACACUUCGGCAUGGCGCUCGGCGCGCUCUUCGUCCAACAGUACUUCUCUUCUAAGAGCAGAGCCAAGGUACAGGAGCUGGUGGAGGACAUUAAACAUUCAUUAGAUCUCAGACUGCAGGAGCUCGACUGGAUGGAUGAAGAAACUAAAGACGCUGCCAGAGCAAAGUUACGGCACAUGAUGGUGAUGACCGGUUAUCCAGACUUCCUGUUAAAACCAGAACUUAUUGACGAGGAAUAUGCUUUUGAUGUCAACGAGAAAACAUAUUUCAAGAACAUCCUCAACAGCAUCAAAUACAACAUCAAACUCUCCAUCAAAAAGAUUAAUAAAGAGGUGGACAAGACAACGUGGCUGCUUCCUCCACAGGCUUUAAAUGCAUAUUACCUGCCAAACAAAAACCAGAUGGUUUUCCCUGCAGGAAUUCUCCAGCCGACCCUCUAUGAUCCAGAAUUCCCUCAGUCACUGAAUUAUGGAGGAAUUGGAGCGAUCAUCGGACACGAACUGACACACGGAUACGACGACUGGGGAGGUCAGUAUGAUCGCUAUGGUAACCUGAAGCAGUGGUGGACCGAAGAAUCAUACAGGAAGUUUCAGAAGAAGGCGGAGUGUAUCAUCAAACUAUAUGAUAACUUCACUGUCUAUAACCAGAGGGUGAACGGGCGUUUGACGCUGGGGGAGAACAUCGCUGAUCUGGGUGGACUGAAGUUGUCUUAUUAUGCGUAUCAGAAGUGGGUUCGUGAUCACGGUCCUGAGCGUCCUCUCCCAGGACUCAAGUACACACAUGAGCAGCUGUUCUUCGUCGCGUUUGCUCAGAAUUGGUGUAUGAAGAGACGAUCACAGUCGAUAUACCUGCAGUUACUGACCGAUAAACACGCACCUGAGCACUACAGGGUCAUCGGCAGCGUGUCUCAGUUUGAAGAGUUCGGCCGUGUGUUCCACUGUCCCAGAGGGUCACCCAUGCACCCUGUCAACAAAUGUGCCGUUUGGUGACCUUUGACCUCUGAACCUUAUCCUUUGAUUGGCCCGUUUUCAUGACAACCGCUCCGAGCUUCUCAGACUUCGCGAUACGCCGUAAAAUCAUGACGCAGAAGUUUACAGCAUGUCAAGAGAAAUCAAAGACCAAACGACGUUCCCGCUUAACUUCCUAAAUACCAUCAUCACGCUAGAAGCUCCUCAUGCGCCAUUUCUUCUGAAAUAUUUGUUUAUUUUUAUAUUGCUGAGGGUGAAGUGUCAGUCACGUUUUGGGUGAUGAGUGUUUUUGAGUCGUGUAUGUAUGAUCACACAUGUGUGACGGAGACAGCUCUGUGCUGAAGGCAUGUUAAAGGUUUCUUCAUAUGACGUGUUUUGACUGUUUUGUGUUUUUAUAAAAUAGGCGUAAAAUUGAGGAAUGGACGGUCAGUCUGACAGAAGCAAACAUCUGAAUAUGUUUCAUGAUAUCAUGUUGCCCCCGUGUGUUUAUUUGUCAAAUUACAUUUUGGAUGUGAUUCAUAAGAUUGUGAAUCUCAUGAAGAAACUGCAAUAAAAAUGCACCCAGAUCAGAUAGCCCCUAAAUUAAAAACACAUAUAUAUAUAUUAUUUUUGUAUUAUGAUGUUAUUUUCAUGAAAAUUAACCAACAAAUUCUCAUUGCUGUAAUAUGCCCAGGCAUUUCCUGAUUCUCAUUAGACUGUCAUCACUAUUAUACAGUAUUUAUUAUUGCAUUCAGUGAUUUUAUUAAUUAAAGAUAGUACAGUUACUCCCAUCGUACCAUCGUAAAUACCUCACAAUUGAAAUAAUAUUAAUUAUAUUUCACUUGACAUUACUGAGAGUUAUUUGCAUUAUUGUAAUGAGAAUUUCAGUGCAUGGGGAAAUAUGUUUAAUCUUAAUUUUAUGCAAAAUAAAUCACAUUUAUUUCGUAUUGAUUAGGGUGUGCAAUAUGAGGUUUCGUGAGAUUCACCCAAGCAUCUUUUGUCCAGAUGUGAAACUGUUGAAAACAACAGAUGAAAACAUGUUUUCCUCAGAUAAUUGUUGAUUGGAUGUGAUUGUUUAUGUAUGUUCUGACCUUUUUCCCAAAAUUAAUUCUGGACUUAAAUUGACAGAAAAUCAGACCAAAACAAACAUUAAUGCGGCUGCAGCCUCUGCGGUGUGAGAAAAAUAACAUGUUUAUAUUACUGUCAUUUUUAUUUUGUAUGAAGUAUUUGCUCACGGAUAAUUACAGAGUAACUUUGUAUGAAUAAAUUAUAUAAAAGUGUAAAAAUGUACAGGUCGAAUAAAAGCAUGUUUGCUGUUAAGAAAAAAUGAAAAAACAUACAAAGUGGAAUAAAACAGAACUUUAUCAUCCACGGACUUUUAUUUUGAA
Molecule: messenger RNA, 4085 nt
Organism: Xyrauchen texanus (razorback sucker)
Lineage: Eukaryota; Metazoa; Chordata; Actinopteri; Cypriniformes; Catostomidae
Product: endothelin-converting enzyme-like 1
Exons: 19
Coding region: 310-2739 (809 amino acids)
Biological process (GO): protein processing
Cellular component (GO): plasma membrane
Molecular function (GO): metalloendopeptidase activity
Source: RefSeq, a predicted model, not a curated record